Molecule: messenger RNA, 1853 nt
Organism: Bradysia coprophila
Lineage: Eukaryota; Metazoa; Arthropoda; Insecta; Diptera; Sciaridae
Gene: Oda
Product: Ornithine decarboxylase antizyme
Biological process (GO): positive regulation of protein catabolic process
Cellular component (GO): nucleus; cytoplasm
Molecular function (GO): ornithine decarboxylase inhibitor activity
Source: RefSeq, a predicted model, not a curated record
AUACGUAUCAAAACGUCAUCACCGACGAGUUUCUUUUGUACUCACUUGGAGAAAAAUUUCGAAUCAGCUGCAUUACUGUGUUCACAGUGUUUUCUAACCAAAAACAAAGUAAAGUUUCGCUUUCACUUUUGAUUAAAUUGCAAUCAUUGAGGAAUACCAAGAUGCCGUCAAUAAUAAAUAGUAAUCUUGAGCCAAUGUUUAGUAGUAAAAACAACAAGCAACGCUCGACUUCAACUUCGUCCACCAUGACGAAUGAAUCUUACUGUAUCUCUCUCGGCGUAGGGCCUCUGUGGUGGUCCGAUGUCAAUCACCACAGAUCAGAUCACGAUAGGGCGUCACUCUUAACAGACUACAAUAAUCGCAAAACUUCAGUGGACUCGACCACUUCAUCCGAGUUCUCUGACAUUGAUUUUUCAUCAGCCUAUGAUGUGUCAUCCGACAAGACCGAUAUUACCGAUGAAGCAUCAUUUGAAGUAAAAAAAAUCCUCCACCAAAAGAAACCCAUCAAAAUCACCAUCAAACUCAAUGUUACUGACACCACAUUCAGCGUGUGGGAAACCGUUUUGAAUCCGGACAACAACACCUUGUACGUUGCAUUACCAACCGUUUUACUACCAGAAGCGUCCAAGCAAUCAUUCAUCACAUUGUUGGAAUUUGCCGAAGAAAAAUUGGACGUUGAUGCUGUUGUGUUGUGCAUGCGUAAAGAUCGUCUCGAUCGUCCAAAUUUGGUCCGAACAUUUUUGUUCCUUGGUUUCCAACCGUUGAGCCCGAAAUCACCAUUGGCUCCACCACAAAAUUCCGACAACAAUCUAUUUUUGAUCUACAACAUUGAGGAGUAAAAACCAACAGUAAAAAAUCACUUCAAAUAUUGACGAGAAUUGUUAUGAACAUCUGACAUUUUUUCUGUUUUGUUUGUUUUUUCAUAGUUUUUAGUUUUUAAAUUAAUAUCGUAAAAAAGAAAAAAAAAUGUUCUCUUGUCAAUAAUAAUAGUAAAUGCAUAACUAAGGAUUGAUGAAAAAUUUGAUGAAAAUAUUAAUCAUUAAAAUCACAAAAUAUAUUCUAAUAAAAUUUAAUCAAAUGUGCGAUUCUUGUAGUCAGAGUAACUUCAUACCGUAAGAAAAAAAUAAUUGAAAAAAUCCAAAAAAAGUAUAAAAGUGGCACAAAAAAACAAAAAAAAUGAAAUUAAUGAAAAUCAUAUUAUAUUUAGUGUUAGUUCUUAGAGAAUUUUAUUAAUAUUUUGUCACCACUUUAUUCCGUAGGACGAUUUUUCCUUUUUCAUUUUGAUAAUCCAAUUUUUUUUUGUUUAACUUGAAGAAUAACAAUGAACCACACAAGAAAUUUUUUCUACUUUGAAAUUAAAAAAAAAGUCAAAUGCCGAUUGCACUUGUGCUUAAAAAUUUAAAUAAAAAAUAAAAGAAGAAAAUGAAGAAAAAAAAAACAUUUAAGUAAACGGCUUGAAAUAAAACUGAACCUUUUUAUCACUUAACUAAUUUUUAUCGAUCAAGUUUUUUUAAAUAAAAUAAAAACUGCAACCGAAUCCGUCUUCAGACUAACAACACACUUAAAAGAUUCUCUCCUUUUUUUGUUUUCAUUUUUUUUUAACUUAACGAUAAAAAAACUUUUUUUUUGAUUUUUUCUUUUUUUUUGUAUUAAGAAACAAUAAGCUGUGUAAGAUAUAUAAUCCGUUUAAGGACAAAACAAAGAACCGAAAUUUAACUUGAUGGAUAUCCUAAAUGGAUUGGAAUAGUAUAAAUUGACUCAGACUAAAAAAAAACUUUUUUUUAUGGAUCGUUGGAUCUUCAGCAAUUUAAUUUAAAAAAUAAAUUUUUUUAGUUUUAAACUGUUUUUCGAAA